This is a messenger RNA of Teleopsis dalmanni, 434 nucleotides long. RefSeq names its product cytochrome c oxidase subunit NDUFA4 (gene ND-MLRQ). The transcript has 3 exons. The coding region runs from base 84 to 335 and encodes 83 amino acids. The record is from RefSeq and is a predicted model, not a curated record. Lineage: Eukaryota; Metazoa; Arthropoda; Insecta; Diptera; Diopsidae.
UUAAACUACUGAAUGAAAAAAUUAUAUCACAAACGUUUUAUAACUUUGAUAAGUGAGAGGUUUUCUUAAAAAUAAAAGUAAAAAUGCAAGGCCUUGGUCUUCAAAGUAUCAAAAAAAAUCCUGCGUUGAUUCCGCUCUACGUUUGUGUUGCUGCAGGAGCAAUCGGUGCUGUGUACUAUACAGCUCGCUUAGCAACUAGGAAUCCUGAUGUAACAUGGAAUCGUAAUUCUAAUCCAGAACCUUGGCAAGAAUAUAAAGAUAAACAGUACAAGUUCUAUUCACCUAUAAGGGAUUACAACAAAUCACAUAGCCCAGCUCCUAAAUACGAAGAAUAAAUUUAAAUAUGAUAAUUUAAAUAGAAUUAUUAGUUUAAUAACAUUGUAACUCAUCUUGAAAAAAACUUUUCUGUAAUAGAUAGUUACAAAUAUAUUAUG